AUGUUCGACACAGCUGGUUUUGAAUGUGUCAUCUCCGCCGGUGGCUCUGGGGCCUCUGGGGCCUCCUCUGGGGCCUCCUCUGGGGCCUCCUCUGGGGCCUCCUCUGGAGUCUCCUCUGGAGCUUCCUCUGGAGCUGGUCGUCAGGGUGUGUGUGCUCUCCAGCUGUGGGAGCAGGUCGUCCUGCUGCAGGAGGAGCUGGCCCGAGGCCGUGAGGAGAAGACCAACUUCAAGCUGGAGCGGGAUCAGAACCUGGACUUAUGGGAGAUCAGCAAGAGGAGUUUAGAGGAGGUGGAGGCCCAGCUGAGGAGCAAGAGAUGGGAGAAGGAGGAGGCUCAGGAGCGCCAUCACCGGGAGACCUCUACCUACCAGCAGAAACUGAAACACGUCCAGAUGGAGCAGCACGACGCCGUCACCGAGCUGAAGCUGGACGCGGUGACCGAGGCCUCCGGGGGCCAGAGUCAACACACCGAGUCCGAGCUGGAACUCCGCAGAACCAUUCAAGACCUGCAGGCGGAGCGCAGGGAGAAGAUGUCUCACAGCGAGAUGCGCCUGAAGCAGCUGAAGCUGGAACAACAGGUGGAAUUAAUAGAGCUGAACAAGGGCUACGAGCGCCGGAUGCAAGCGAUGGGGAACAUAUCCAAUCAGCGAAUGUGUUCUCUGAUUACGACGGAGGAGAAGAAGACGAGGGAGCAGCUGGAGGAGGUGGAUGAGAGGAUGAGGCUUCGUGUGUUGGAGGUGAAGAAGGCGAGCGAGCAGAAGCUGCAGGAGGCCUCUGAAUGUCAGACCCUGCUGGUGAAACUCUCCAAGCUGAAGGAAGAAGAGCAGCAGGUGCAGAGGGAGAAGGAGAGACUAGACAGGAAGCUGAGCGCUGCCGAGCAGGAACACCAACGGCUGACUGAGUGUGUGAGAGAGUUACAGCUCAGAGGCGCCGGGCUGCACAACCAACUGCAGCAACUCCAGGAUGAAGACGCUAGGAGUGGAGCUCGUGGAAAGUUGAUCAACAAGGAGAUCAGAGAUCAGACAGUGAAAAAUGAACUGCUGCAGCAGGCCGUCCAAAAGGCGCAGCUGGAGUGUGAUGAGCUGCUCAGGUCUCAGCAGUCUCAGGCGUUGGAGCUUCAGGAGCGUCGCACCCUGAAGGAGAUGCUGCUUCACAACAAGCUCUCCUCCCUGACGCACACACUGCAGAGGCUGCAGCUGGGCCUGAGUGGUGGUUGA
Salarias fasciatus (jewelled blenny) is the source of this 1215-nucleotide messenger RNA. RefSeq names its product dynein regulatory complex subunit 4-like. Gene Ontology annotation, biological process: cell motility. The record is from RefSeq and is a predicted model, not a curated record. The coding region runs from base 1 to 1215 and encodes 404 amino acids. Gene Ontology annotation, molecular function: microtubule binding; small GTPase binding. The transcript is spliced from 8 exons. Gene Ontology annotation, cellular component: Golgi apparatus; motile cilium; microtubule. NCBI's taxonomy places the organism in Eukaryota, Metazoa, Chordata, Actinopteri, Blenniiformes, Blenniidae.